Molecule: messenger RNA, 4960 nt
Organism: Temnothorax curvispinosus
Lineage: Eukaryota; Metazoa; Arthropoda; Insecta; Hymenoptera; Formicidae
Exons: 8
Coding region: 25-4695 (1556 amino acids)
Biological process (GO): tRNA methylation
Cellular component (GO): cytosol
Source: RefSeq, a predicted model, not a curated record
UGGACACUUCACGCAAAAAAGAAAAUGAAAUUACACGACGUGUUCAACGAAUUGCAGAAUUGUCAAAACGAUAUACCGAUUUUUCGAAAAUUGAUAAGUACGCCUUUGCACGACUCUGCGAACGAAAGUGUGAAAGAAUGGGAAACGAUUCUAGCGCAUAUUGUAGAGAUAAUCAGUAACAAUUACGAAUUGGGGAAUGAACGCGUCCUUUUAGCGUGCCACGCGUUCUACGUUUUGCUACCGAUGCAAGGCGACUCUUUCAAAGACACCGUAAUUGGUUUCCAAAGACUAGACUCGUGUAACUUGUGUUUCCUCGAGAAGCGAUACGCCGUUUCCGACCUCGAGCUGUUCAAGUUACUGAACGCCUAUGGAUAUCUGCAGGUGAAUCGGAAAGAUGUUCUCGAGAAUACGACGACGACGUGCUUCGAAUACGACUGUCUCUUAAUUACGUUUGACGUGAUAUAUAGAAAUUGUAUGAAAUACACGAGAUACUCUUACUUCGCGUACAAGGUAUUGUCUGCGUGGGUGAAGAGAUUAAAGAAUACAUCCGACGCGCGUUUCUGGGACCAAAGCGAUUGUAUUUUAGAACGAAAGUUGGAAACUAUCAUAUUUUCUAAUUGGUCCAACGCGCUUAAUAAUUUAUGCAAGCAGAAUGCAGAAAUUUUCAACACGUAUCUCCGGAUAAUGUCGCAGAAAUAUAAGAAAACAUUUGUAGAUUAUAUAUAUCAUACAUGUCUUAAAGACAUGUCGUGGCAAAACGAAACAAAAUAUGUUAUUCUGGCGGAAAUUUUUCAAGUACGGGACAUGGAGGUCCAAGCUACGAGCUGCUUCUUAUUUAAUUUAUGCAUUAGCUUAACGAGAAAUUCUUUGCGCUGUGGCGGUAUGAAACUUUAUCUGGUGAUUUUAAGGAGAUUAAGCGAGGUUGAAUGGAAGAAGAUGUUCGGGAAAGUUAUAGAAUUCGUUAUUCGUCGCUGGGAGUCGGGUGAGCAUGAGGAUCACAACGCUCUUCAAUCGUUGUUUAAAUACUGGCUCGAACCGACCAUUGAAAUGUACAGGAACAUCCUGCCGUUUUUGUGGGAGCUGUGCGGCGAUUCGCAAGGAUACUUCUUUCGUUCACAUCUGCAAAGAAUGGCCGCUAAAAUACACGUUGAGCUGCCACAAACGUACGAAAUCGAUUAUUAUUUAAGUGACAAAGAAGAAAUCAUACGACUGAACGCUUUUGGUGUGCUCUGUUAUCGUGCUGUCGAGCUGAUUGACAUUAACAAAGCGGAUCCAUUCCUUCUGAUAAAACAAUUUCUGUGGUUUAACGCCAAUACCGCAACGAUUUUCAUGAGAGAAGGGAUAAUAAAAUAUUUCAAGAUAUUGUGCUCGAAUAUCUUAAAAGCGAUUAGCGUUAGAGCUGAUUGUGUGCGAUCAAUCUCCGAGUUCAUGGAAUGGCUGCACGAAUACUUUCUGGAUUGUUUCGAAGUUGGCUCGUGUUAUCAACGCAAUAUCCUUGCUUUAAACUUAUACGGGACAUUACUUUCUUUCACGAGAAAAAAUUCGCACAAGAGCUACAGUCGUCAUAAGGAAUGCCUUCAAUACAUCACAGUGGUCGACAAAUACUUAAAAACCACUGAUAGUUGGAGAUUUACUAAUAAAGAGUCUUUGUUUCUGUUACUGAGACUCGUACUAGAUUCUGCUCUUGAUGUUAGACAACUAGCUGCCAGUCUCAUUCGGGAAUAUUUUGAAAAGGAUACUUUAUCGAUCAUAGAAAAACGCAUAUUCUACCAUUGUGCGUGGGAGCAUUGCAAUUCUUCCAAAUUCUACAAAAUCGAAAGCGGAGCAACUCUCGUAAAAAUAAUGGCACACUGGUUACCCUUGAACGAGGUCUCUAAAGACACAGCUGCAAUAUUUUCCGACAAUGAAUAUAAUAAUAUUCUCGCUUACUCGAGUUACUCAGAAUUUUUAUUGAACGAAGCUAAAUGCCAAUUAGCACAGAUGAAAAGUGACAUUUUAAAAGCCAUUGUCCAGAAUAGACCUUUUUAUGGCGUGUUGACUGCUUUACUGGCAGUUGCUUUCCGCGAUGGCCCAGAGAAUUGGAUUUUAACACCGCAAUUUACGGAGGAGAUACUCAAUCUUUUGAAAGAUGCCGUUGAUUUCUUUUUAUCUACGUUUUCUACGAAAGCGUCGAAUACAGUUUAUUCGUCCUCGUUUGCGGAGAUGGGAUUGGCUAUCGAUGAAAAGAUAAAGACCAGUGAAAUAGAGGAUUUUGAUUAUGACGAAUUGCAAUUAUCGCCAGCACAUCAAGUGCUUAUCUCGUGUAUCUGGAUGUCUUUAAAGAUAUCAUGCGAGAUCGCCAGCGAAAUUGGGAUAUUGAUGCAGUCAAGCACACAAGUAAAAUGUUCUAUGGAUAUUAUCGUUACAGUAUUAUUAAAGUGUCGGCAUAAAGGCGUAGUGGAAUGUGCUGGUGUAGCAAUUGCGAAUUUAUCCAAAUGUUUGUACAACAAAAAGGAGUACUCCGAGCUGCCAAAAACAUAUCUGACGUGUUUGUUAGAGGAGGAUACGGGAAAAUCGUUGCACUUAACACGACGAGGUGCUGGAUUGUCGAUCAUGUUUCAUAGAUUAGUCGUCAGCGAUAAUCGGAGGGAUCGGCCUACAGUGCAUCUUGCGGUACAGACGUUAUUGCGCGCGUUGGAGAACUUUUCGGUGGCGGCUGUUAGAAAUGUAGAAGCCGGCGCAGACUCACCCUGGGCGAAACGCCUGUACUUUCUGCGUGCGUUAGUAGCCAACAAGGAAAUACACGCGCAAUUAGUUCCGUAUAUGGAGAACAUUUGUUUAACGUGUUUCGAGUACAUGGAAUCCGACGUUUGGACUGUAAGGAAUGCGAGUUUGCAGUUGUACGGCGCGGUGGUGCCGAGAUUGGUGGGCCAGUGUACCAGGAAAGGCGAUGAAGCGUUCGAUUUCGGUGACGGUUACUCCGUCAACCACUUUGUCACGCAUUAUCCGACGUUGACGAGUCGCAUGUGGGCACAACUCCGAGAUGUCUCGAGGAUACACGGGACUUCGAACGCGGCGCUACGUUCCUACUCUGGCGUCGUGCACACGCUCAUAGUGUUGUCGAAACUGUCGAUCAGCGGUUGCGAUCUCGUCGAUUAUCCCGCGAAGAUAUUCACGACGAAAGUCAAACGUCUGUUGCUCGCUUUCCUCGGUAACCCGAUGAUACAUGUCAGACAAUUGGCUGCGAAAGCGUACACGGCUCUGACGCCUUUCAACAGUAUCGACUCGGAGAUGGACGCGAUCAGAAAGAAGAUACUCUCAAGCCGUGAUGUUAACAUGUCGCACGGGUGCUUGUUAACUUGUGAAUAUUUAAGGGAAAAGUACAUUCACGAUACUCGAAGUAUAUGUCCCUCUAACAAGGUGAUAGAAGACUACGGCAAAGUCUGUUGGACCGGAAAUUCCGGAAGAAGUCGAUACUUCGACGUAUUAGAGGCGUGGAAUGAUAUGUGCAAACAUAGAAAAGCUGCACAGCCGUGCUACAUCUUGGAAACGUUGUUUCUACGGGAAUCACACUCUUGUACACGUUUCACAGACAGAUUACCUUUCCAUUACAAUUUACCGGUAAUUGAACGUAUAGUAUCGUCGCAGAAAAUUCAACCAGGAUUUUUUCAGUUCGUUGGACAUUGGGGGCAGCUGCACGCGGCACAUCUCAAAUCGUUGAUCGCAAGUGGAUUAGAAUUGGACGAUCUCGAGCGAGAAGCGAUACGCAAUAUUCUGAACUCGAGUUGUACCGAGCAAAGUAUCGAAUUAUUAAAAAGUCUGUCGUAUUGCGUCCCUUUAUUGGAAUUUAUUCUCAAGUACUUGACAUCGAUGAAGAGCAAUUAUUACCAGUUACUUUUCGACGAAACAGUAACGUUUACAUUGAGAACUAUAAGGCACGCUAGUUUAGAGACCAACGAAUUGGAAUUCGAUGAGAUAAUAGAGGAGUUAAACGAGGGAGAGAUGGCUGUUGCGAAUUCGAACAUAGUUCGCGUGAAGAAUUCAUUGAUCUUAGCAUUUUCUAAGCGCGAGACGCUGAUAAAUGGAGUACUGUCGUACGUUUCCGAUAUAUGUAUAGAUGAGAAGCAGUCCGUGCGAUUAACGGCGGCGGAAUACAUCGAAUUAGCCCUGCAUCGUUUCGCACAGCUGGAGGACAAUAAUAAAUUAACGAUUAUGCGAUGCUGUUUGGUUCUGCUGAAGGAUGAGAUCGCCGGGAUACGCGAAAUCGUGUCGACGUCGUUGCAAACGCACGCGUUCCGCGAUUACAUAAAUUUUAGCCCGCACCGAUUGCAACACGAAGAAAUGAUAUAUCAACGGUUUCUGUUAGAUGUUAUUCGUCGUCAUAUCGCCGACAACAGCGUGGAUUUUAUACGAUAUUUCACACAUGCAGUCCGAGACGGCGAUUCUAACGUGACGAUCGAGAAUCCGUUCCAUCACAACGACAGCGUUUUCCAUAAGGAGGAAUCGAAAUUUUUAAACACGUGCUUUCUUCAUGACCCUUCGGGCGAUAAUCAUGAAGAUUCUUUGGACGUUGUACGCGCGAUACAAACAAGGCGCUUUAGGAAAUUGCGGGAAAAAGUUGGCUUUAGCUACGACGAUUUGCGAGUGAUUUUGUAUUUAAAAGAGAUUGAUUAUAUGGCGCGGAAGCGAGAUGUCAUUAUACAACAGUGGAAAUAGUACAAUUCUCAUUUAUUCAUUUCCCGUUUCAAAUUGUAAAAUGCGAACCAACCGGCUUGGUAUCAAAACUUUUGAAAUAACAAAGCUUGUUCCGCGUUAGACUGAUCUGUAAAUGGUAUAUAUUUCAAUCAAUUUCUCAAAUUUGCAAAAAAAAAUCAUUGUAAUCGAAACUGACGUUUCAUAUAAAUCUUGAUAAACCGAUUCUUUUUAUAUUUAGAUAAUAUGUAAUUGACAAAUAUAAUUUAGCAAUAAAUAUUAUUUUAUU